AUGCCGACCUUUAGCGACAUCAUGGCGGCGCGCAAGGCGCUGGACGGGUACGUGUAUGAGACACCGAUCAUCGAGAGCAACGCCCUGCAUGGCAAGACGCGGCACGAGAGUGUCCUUCUCAAGUGCGAGAACCUGCAGCGCACUGGCAGCUACCACGUCCGCGGCAUGACGUACCGCGUAAUUCGUGCCAAGGAGGAGGAUCUGGGCAUCAACAAUUUCGUUACCCACAGCAGCGGCAACGGCGGUGCAGCGCUGGCGUGCGCGGCGAGCAACUUUCAGAGCACGGCGCACGUCAUCGUCCCGGAGGACACGAACGCCCUCAUCACGCGCAGCAUUCGCCUCUACCACGGCAACUUUUAUUACUGCAAGCCGGACCUGCAGAGUCGUGUGGAGAUGGAGGCGCGGCUCCACGCGGAGUUCAACAAGGUCGCCGGCAAGAAACGCAACCAGUGCAUGCUUGUGAACCCGUACAGCGACGAGGCUAUCAUCGCCGGCCACGGCACGACCGGCAUCGAGCUGAUGCUCCAGACAGACUGCUCGGUGGACUGCGUUGUUAUCCCGGUCGGCGGUGGUGCGCUGCUAGCGGGUGCGGCGAUCGCCGUGAAGGGCAUGAAGCCGCAUGUCGGCGUCUUCGCGGCCGAGCUGGCUGUACCUCCGGAUCACUACACGGUUUUCAAGCGCGGCGAGGUCAUCGAGGCACGAAAGCUCAAGGGCGACGAGAAGCGCCCCAAGGGCAACAAGCACGGCAUCCGAACGGAGCUGACAGACCUUGCAAACAGCUAUAUUGACCGCUACGUCGACGGCGUCGUGCACGUGUCGAAGGAGGAGAUGUGCUACGCCUUCCGCUACGUGUACGAGCGUUGCAAGCUUGUUGUGGACACGAAUGCCGCCAUCGCCGUGGCGGCGGUGCUGGCCUGCCCCCCGGAGCUGAGCAACUACCGCCGCAUCUGCAUUGUGCUCUCCGGCGGUAACGUGGACCUCAACGACGUGCCGAAGAUUGCAACGGCGCGGCUGUAA
Leishmania mexicana MHOM/GT/2001/U1103 is the source of this 1017-nucleotide messenger RNA. RefSeq names its product threonine ammonia-lyase. The record is from RefSeq and is a predicted model, not a curated record. The coding region runs from base 1 to 1017 and encodes 338 amino acids. Gene Ontology annotation, biological process: pyruvate biosynthetic process; L-serine metabolic process; D-serine biosynthetic process. Lineage: Eukaryota; Euglenozoa; Kinetoplastea; Trypanosomatida; Trypanosomatidae. The transcript has a single exon. Gene Ontology annotation, molecular function: magnesium ion binding; ATP binding; L-serine ammonia-lyase activity.